Temnothorax curvispinosus is the source of this 5316-nucleotide messenger RNA. It is a transcript of the gene Nca, whose product is annotated as neurocalcin homolog. Bases 23 to 601 code for a protein of 192 amino acids. The record is from RefSeq and is a predicted model, not a curated record. The transcript has 4 exons. Gene Ontology annotation, molecular function: calcium ion binding. Lineage: Eukaryota; Metazoa; Arthropoda; Insecta; Hymenoptera; Formicidae.
GAAGGGACUUGGAGGAGCAGCCAUGGGGAAGCAAAACAGCAAGUUGAAGCCGGAGGUGCUGGAGGACCUCAAACAGAAUACUGAAUUCACAGAUGCGGAGAUCCAGGAGUGGUACAAAGGAUUUUUAAAGGAUUGCCCCAGCGGGCACCUCAGCGUGGAGGAGUUCAAGAAGAUAUACGGGAAUUUCUUCCCUUACGGCGACGCGUCGAAGUUCGCGGAACACGUAUUCAGGACGUUCGACGCGAACGGCGACGGCACGAUCGAUUUUCGGGAAUUUCUCUGCGCUCUCAGCGUAACGUCCCGCGGCAAGUUGGAGCAGAAGUUAAAGUGGGCCUUCAGCAUGUACGACCUGGAUGGCAACGGUUACAUCUCGCGGCAAGAAAUGCUGGAAAUCGUGACGGCGAUCUACAAGAUGGUGGGCUCCGUGAUGAAAAUGCCGGAAGACGAGUCGACGCCGGAGAAACGAACUGAUAAGAUAUUUCGACAGAUGGAUAAGAACAAGGACGGCAAGCUAUCGCUUGACGAGUUUAUUGAGGGUGCGAAGAGCGACCCGUCUAUCGUGCGACUGUUGCAGUGCGAUCCUAGUGCACAAGCUCAGUGAGGCCCUGGGCCAGUACAGACAAAUAUCAAUAUGCCAUCUGCAUACUCGAAUCGGUGCCCGGCCCAAUUAGUAUCCCAAGCAGAAGCGACGCGAUCGUAGAAAGUUGUCCGAGCCUGGUUGGGUCUGUCGAGGAAGCUACCGAAACAUUAUCUUCGCACAUUCGGUCGUUUUAAUAUAAUUAUAUCUAUUAGAAACUUGUAACCGUAGGAUGCGAAUAGGAACGAUUUAUUUAUCAAAGUCUCGAAAUAAGUUACGGAAAUAAUUUCGUCCCGCUAGCAUUCUUCAUUUGAGGACUAGAAAUAUGAUGAAUGACCAGUUGUAUAUGUUUUGAUUAUGCGGGUUUUUUUAUAAUAGAUUAUACUUGGCUCAGAAAGCAAUAGGAAUUUGAAUAUCAAUAGAGAGAGAAAAAUAGAAAGUUAUUUUAUGAUUAACGGCGGAACAUGAUUAACGAUAGCUCUUAGUUUUUAACAAUUUACUGUCAAAACUAGAAACUGUGUUGCCCGUUGUCCGAAGAUAUCAUCUUGGCGGUUUCUCGCAAAUACUUCUACGUUCGCGUGGGCUUAUGCGCGAACACGUGUAAGGGCUUCUAUAAAUUGGGCCGGUACCCGAGAGGUCCCAGGGUCACUGGGCCCAUGGCGCUUGCGCAUACCGCAAGCUAGUCGACAAGACUAGUCCAGUCGCUCCGUUUCAUUGACGGAUCGGUUUAGCGAGAAGCUUGUUACGCCUUUUCGGGUCGUAUUAAGAAACGUCAAGCGCGCGCGCGCGCGCGCCGCGUCCAUGCGAGGAAGAGAGGACGUUGCGUCGAUGCCGCUGACGCAUCUCGGCAGACUGUGUGGCUCGGUCGAGACCCGACCGUUCGAGGUGACGCGAGACGAUUAGCGAAAUUCUAAAAUACUCUCUCUGUGUUCGUAAUACCCGUGUGAUUUUUUUGAUGGUACGCGCGUACAGGGCGAAACGAGAGCUUCGACGAGCGACGACGUUCCGUCACCCUCUCUCUAUCUCUCCCUAUCUUUAUCUUACUUUUUCAGACAGCGAGAGCGUGCGGAUCGAAACGUCGCGCGUCACAGCGGAUCUUUGUGUACAUAGCAGAUCGUAUCGCGGCAUCGACGCAUCCUCGGACUACCGAUCUCAGCGUACGAGAGGCUCGUAACGGUCUCGCUCUUCGGCCGUGGCCGUCGUCGUCCUUGCGCGUCGCCCCGUCCCCCGCUCGUUGGUAUCCGAUACCCCCCGGUUCAGAGAAGAUGCCCACGUCCCUUCAGGGGGACACACACACGGUAUCGCAUCUCCCGCCCCUCACGGACCCCGAGUGUCUCGCCUCUCGGCCCACCCAUCAAACGGACUGACCAUUCAACGGAAAAGACUCACAGGAGACUAACGGUCGCGUGGCGUACCUCACGCCGCGCGCUAGCAACGAAAAAAAACUUAGUGAUUUAGAGAUCCGCGAGAUUUUAGGCAAAGGUCACUGCGAAAUCGCGAUCGCGCGCCGGCGAAAACGGCGGCUUUGUUAGUUUAAACGCGCUUAGAGACCGAUCUAGAGCUUGAUAUAGUAGAGAAGGGAAGAAACGGCCGCGUGAUGCGACGAUCGUUGUCACAUCAUACGGAUUGGCGUUGCUCUCCCUCUCGUCGAAGGUGCUGCGAGGAAAAUGUUCGAUCCGCUUCGAUUCGUGCGGAUGUAGAAAAGGAGCGACUAGUCUUUCGUCCUCUCCGUCGCGACGCUUCGAUUUACCAUGCGACGCUAUCUCGGCGACGGAGAGCCGUUAUUCCAUCGAAUCGCGGAAAGUUUGUCCUUCACAUUGCUGUUAUUUCAUCUCGCCGUCAUUUUAUCAUUUCUGGUGACCUUUGUCGUUACGGAGGUACAGUAAGGACGGACGUAAUCGGAGCAUAUAGCGUUAACAGAUUUGCCUCUUUCCAAUCUCGCUGAGGGAAGUAAAAAAGCACAUCCUUGCCGAUCAGAGCGACUGGCCCUCGGUUUCAGCGAAAGGCUUCGCACCUCGCCGAGCGAUUGACGGAUGAAGAUGAGGAAAAACUUCACGCGCGCGCACGCCGUGCCGUAUUUAGAGAUUUAUUUUUAUGAAUGCGUGCGUCCCGCGUACUUGUGAGAAAGCGAGAAAGUCUGCGUAUAUGUGUCUGUUCUGUGUGUACGCGCGUGUCCGGUAAAUUGAGAAACGAAUGCUACGGAGAAGAAGAAGAAAGGAAGAAAGAGAAGAAGAGAAAGAGACGGCUCGUGUGACGCGAGCCUUAUCACCCUGUCGUCCGAUUACGUAUCAAUCGACCGAUUGAUCGCGAUAAUUAUACAUACAUAGAUAUAUUAUACAUACAAUUAUGUAUUAUUGAUUAUAAAAUAGGAGAGGGAUCACGAGUGCGACCGCCGCGAUCGCGAUCUCCGCCCGCGCGAAUAUACACGCAGCAGCAGAGUUCUGACGUUUCACGGCUUUAUGGCGAGAGCCCUUUAUUUCGCCCAAGCUACUGCACGAUCGGGAGAGGUAAUCAAUUACCGAGUAAACACGAGCGUGAGCACUCUACGCUUCUAUAUAUAUUUUUUCCGGCGUACGAUGAGAGUGACUUCCGGCGGCUUCUAGCGCAGCCGUUUGUCGAGAGGAUCUUUACCGGGUUUACCUUCAAUUCGCCUUUCUUUCUUUCCGUGAAGCUUUCUCUCAUCGUGUCUCCUUCCUUUCUUCCUUUCCUUUUCACUUGUCUCUUGUCGAGAGCGAUCACUUUUCGACCUGUGCUUUGAUCGGUAUCUUCGGGGAAAAAAACACUUUUGUUGCGCUGCGCGCUCCCAACGAGGCACCCGGUCUGGCGAUGCAAUGAUUAAUGUUCAGAGUACGGCGGCGUAAUGAGAGAAUUCUGAAACUAUAUUACGUUUGGUCGUUACGCAAAGCAGCAUUGCGUUUUGCAAAAGCGCGUUAUACAGAUGCAGAUAUAUAAAUAUAAAUAUAUAUAUAUAUAUACAUUACAUAGAUAUAAUACAAGUCUCUAUUAUAAUAUAUCUUUAUUGUACUUUCUAAGAUGUACAUCUAUUCACCUCGUGCUCAUUAAUAUUUAAGGAUAAAGACUAUUUAAUGAUAUCUCUCUAAUCUCUCGGUAUAGUCAUUGUAUAAACAAAUAAAUAACCUCAUUAAUGUUAAUGCAUAUGAAUAUAUUAUACACGUUAAGAUUCUAAAGCUAUUCUUGAACUUUUCCGAUUACACUAACAAUAAGCGGAACAGAUUUUAUUCUGCGACACGAUAUCAAAGACGGCAGUGAAGCUUCGAAUUUUACAGACAGUAAGAGCUAGUUGCGUUCGUUGAAAACGAAAUUCAUGUUACAGCAUAUAGCAUAGGACUGCCAGUACGUCCCGUUAAAACUUGACGGCAGUCAUUCACUUAAAUUGUACCUUAAAACGAAUCAAGAAAGCAAUAAACACGGAAAAAUAUCGCGACUAAAUCUCACACGACUCGGAAGGGAAGGUCGUAAAAGUGAUAUGGGUUUUUUCAAAUUUGGCCGAAAUCCACUUUAUGGCCCUUUCUCGUAGCGACGAGCGUAAAAUGUAUAAUACCAGAGUUGUGCCGAUUUGUCAGAACACGAGCGGUAUCGAGGCGAUCGCGAUUAGUAACGCGUGUGGUCGUCCAAACAAAGUAACCCAGGCAGCGUCUAAAGACGUCUUAAUGACGUUUUAUUGACGUUAGAGACGUUAUUAAGACUUCUUAAUACGUCAUUUGACGUCACUCUGCUACCUGGGAGGAUAUUAACGAUUUCCUCCUCUGAAAAUUAUUUAUUCAAGUAAUGACGAUUUCGUUAUUUUUUUGCUGGCUUAAAAAUCUCGUCCUUGUGACAAUUUGGCACGCGUCUGUUUUACUGAAAUUUUAUCCGAUAUAUUAAAAUUUCCUUUUUUUUGUAUUUAAAAUUAUCAUCAUCAGAGAAACAUACAAGUUGCACGUUUUUUAUUGUUCUGAUUUAAUUUAGUUAACUUCUUGAUAAAAAUGUAAAUGUGAAAAGCCGUGAUUAUUCUUCUUAAGCGUAACUAAUAUUAUAAUACUUUUGCGUCCUUACAAUACUCUUACACGAUGUAACGUCGAUAAGAAUAUUUACAUAUGUGCAUGGGAUUGCAGUGUUUACUGCUAGUAAAAAAAUCAAAAGUGCGAACACAUUUUCUCAUUCUAGAGUUUAAAUAUAUUAUAAAUCAUCGUUAAUACGUCUAGCUUUGUAUAACACGAUUUCACUACUCGCUGUAAAAUAAUAAAUCGCGCGAAUUACAUUCGCAAAAUUCACUUGUCAUUUCGAUAUUAUAGCGUAAACUAUUCCGAUCGACGUUGCAUUGUCUGAGGAGAUGUAGAAUAAGUAUUUAUCGACGAACCACGUGGGUGUAGAUAGCGCAAGAUACGAAAGAGGCAACUAAUCUGUCUUCUUUUAUCGCAAAAUCGACUUGCAAAUAAUUUGAUAAAAUUCGCUACUUUAAUUUCAACCAAUGAGUGUUUAAUGAUGCCCACAUAAUGCAUUAUAAAAAGUAAAUCGAGAUGAAAUUCGCACGUUUGCUCGUUUCUCUGCCGCCAAUCCAAAUCUUUACAUUCACAAAUUUUAUAUAUACAUACUUCCGCCUAUACAUUCGAACGACGCGAAAAUCCAAAAGACAUCUAAAGACAUCUGAAAGCGCUUGAGAGAUUCUUGAAAAAGAAAGGAGGAUAUAUCUCAAUGAUAUUUAUUUAUUACAGUUAAUAGAUGGAUUUGUCAAUUAA